AUGGCGUCGCUCGUCAGCUUUUUAUCGAGCUCCCCUUCCACCAACGGCGACCUCCCCCUCACCACGCGCGAAGCCUUCUCGGGCAUAUUUGGGUCCAUCUCGCUGGCCUGCUGGAUAUUCCUGCUCGUGCCGCAGCUGAUCGAAAACUACCGCAACGGCUCUGCCGAGGCCAUCUCCCUCCUCUUCAUCUUCGUCUGGUUCCUGGGCGACAUCGCAAACCUCGCCGGCGCCCUGUGGGCCGGGCUCGUCCCCGUCGUGGUCGCCAUCGGCGUCUACUUUUGCAUCGCGGACGGUGUGCUCAUUGGGCAAUGCCUCUACUAUGGCAUCAGGAACAAGAGGAGGGAAGCGCGGGCGCUGCUCUCUACACGGGCGUCGGCUUCAAGUGGCAGUGGUGCCGUCGCCGCCGCUGCUACGGGAGCUGAUGGCGAGACGAGUGCGGCUCCUAGCGGUGCUGCCGACGGCGAGCAGUCGAGGCACGGGAGCUCGGAGGAAGAACCCCUCCUCAAGCGCACCCGCACAAACAGCAUCACAAUCCCGGGAUCGAUGGACCGGAGGCGGAGCAGUGUGAGUCUACGACGCCGACGGAGCAGCUUUGCCGCCGCCCACCACGACCAGCUGGCCAAAGUCCUCGAGGAAAGCGACGAGUCCGGCACAAGGCUCUGGUUCAGAAACGCAAUGAGCGUGUUGGCCAUUGGCGUCGUCGGUGCCGCUGGGUGGGCUUUGGCCUACGAGUCCGGCGCGUGGAAGCCCUCUCCUACGUCGGGCGGUGCCGAUUCAGAAGAGAUGGCCGCCGGUGCCCAGGUGCUUGGGUACCUCAGCGCGGUGGCCUACCUGGGCGCCAGGAUCCCUCAGAUCAUCAAGAAUGCGAGGGAUAGAAGUUGCGAAGGUCUCUCGCUGCUGUUCUUCAUCCUGUCACUGAUGGGCAACCUUACCUACGGCGCAGGUAUCCUCUGCCACUCGACCGAACAUAAAUAUGUCAUCAAGAAUCUGCCUUGGUUGAUUGGCAGUUUGGGAACCAUGGCCGAGGACAUCACCAUCUUCAUCCAGUUCCACCUGUACAAGGUAAAAGAGGAGGAUAAUGCGGAGUCGCCAGAGCAUGCAGUGAUAUGA
Messenger RNA from Fonsecaea nubica, 1110 nucleotides. RefSeq lists its product as hypothetical. Gene Ontology annotation, biological process: basic amino acid transmembrane export from vacuole. Gene Ontology annotation, cellular component: fungal-type vacuole membrane. The record is from RefSeq and is a predicted model, not a curated record. The coding region runs from base 1 to 1110 and encodes 369 amino acids. Lineage: Eukaryota; Fungi; Ascomycota; Eurotiomycetes; Chaetothyriales; Herpotrichiellaceae. The transcript has 2 exons.